This is a messenger RNA of Ochotona curzoniae (black-lipped pika), 551 nucleotides long. Its product is annotated as protein RRP5 homolog. NCBI's taxonomy places the organism in Eukaryota, Metazoa, Chordata, Mammalia, Lagomorpha, Ochotonidae. Gene Ontology annotation, biological process: rRNA processing. The transcript is spliced from 4 exons. The annotation marks the transcript as partial. Gene Ontology annotation, cellular component: small-subunit processome; nucleolus. Gene Ontology annotation, molecular function: RNA binding. The record is from RefSeq and is a predicted model, not a curated record.
CCCAUGCCUAGCAGUGGGUGAGUGUCCGGCUCCUCGUGGGUGAUCAAGCCGCGCCGGUCGGAGCUGGAGGUGCUGUUGCCGGGCGGGUCAGGAGUUUUAAACAUGGCAGCCCUGGAAGAAAGCUUCCCUCGAGGGGGUACAAGAAAGAAAUCCGAUCACAAGUCAGAGAAAUCGUUCCAACAAGCCGCUGAACAAGACAAUUUAUUUGAUGUUUCCAGUGAAGAAAAAUCCUCCAAAAGGAAGAAGAUCCAGAAAGGGCCAGCAAUAACAAAAAAGUUCAAAACUGAAGAGAGAGAAAAAAACAAGUCUGUAACAGAGAAGUUUGAAAUCCUUAGUGUUGAGUCCUUAUGUGAGGGAAUGCGGAUUUUGGGUUGUGUGAAAGAGGUGAAUGAACUGGAACUGGUGAUCAGUCUCCCCAAUGGCCUCCAGGGAUAUGUGCAAGUGACUGAGAUCUGUGAUGCCUAUACUGAGAAACUAACUGAACAGAUGGCCCAGGAAGAACCUCUGAAGGUAAGGGAGGUCGGCAUGAAGCCUGUUUGUAGGAAUGAAAG